UGCAAGGAUUCUACGUCUUUCCAACUUUUCCGCUGAAAAAAUGGAACGCAACGAGGAAGAUUGGUCGGUAGAAUGCUCGGACGACGAGAAAUACGAAAUGGAUGGAAAGAACGAAUGGACUUUGAAGCCCGACGAUAUAUUAACGUUGAUCGAAGCCCUCGAAGCGAACAACAGAAUUUUGGAACUGGAGUGGAAAUGUCCUGGUAGAAGAGGUCCUUCUCCUGUUCUGUCAAACAAUCGUCAACAAGAUAACGGGUCGCAAGAGUACAAGACGGAAGAAAAGUCCGACUUUGAUUUCAUGGACGAAAUGUCGUCGCCGAGAUUACCGGUUCGUAGAAUAGGCGAAAGUACUCCGAAAGGAAGCGCCAAGAAGAAAACAGCCAGUUUCAACGGUGUGCUCUCCACCAUGUUGCGACAUCGUAGAUUAGAACAGCAGGAAAUCAAUUCGAGCCCGAAAAAGAGCGAGUCGCCUGUGUCGAAAACACAGCCACCAACUUAACCGGCGGUUGAUUAAUAUCGCGCGUUGCGACCAAUAUGACCGUACCAGCGAAAUACGCGUGUCAUUUUUCUUCGGAUACGUACACACGCAUCAGAGAAGACACGCACGCAUAUCUAUGCGC
Molecule: messenger RNA, 620 nt
Organism: Habropoda laboriosa
Lineage: Eukaryota; Metazoa; Arthropoda; Insecta; Hymenoptera; Apidae
Gene: Pa1
Product: PAXIP1-associated glutamate-rich protein 1A
Exons: 3
Coding region: 41-499 (152 amino acids)
Source: RefSeq, a predicted model, not a curated record